Messenger RNA from Rotaria sp. Silwood2, 288 nucleotides. Lineage: Eukaryota; Metazoa; Rotifera; Eurotatoria; Philodinida; Philodinidae. The record is from the annotation of a GenBank genome assembly.
AUGAUAGUUAAAGAAACAAAUCGAUACCAAGCAAAUUCUGCAGAAAUAAACUCAAGUCAUGCAGCUCCAUGGGCUGAUACAACAACUAACGAAAUAUAUACCUUUUUAGCUACAGUCAUGUUGAUACCUCACAUGAAAACAAAUCGUAUUCAUGAUUAUUGGUCUACGGAUCAUUUUAUUGCAACACCUAUAUUUAGUGAACUUUUCACCAGAGAUCGAUUCAAAUCUUUACUUUCUAAUCUUCAUUUCAAUAAUAACCAAAAUCAAGUUGCUGCUGAUAGUCUUUAA